Messenger RNA from Panicum hallii, 2114 nucleotides. RefSeq lists its product as uncharacterized. The transcript is spliced from 7 exons. The coding region runs from base 460 to 1887 and encodes 475 amino acids. Lineage: Eukaryota; Viridiplantae; Streptophyta; Magnoliopsida; Poales; Poaceae. The record is from RefSeq and is a predicted model, not a curated record.
CGACCUGUCCGCUCAGCAUUUCCGCCCCUCCGAUCUCCUCCUCCUCCCCGCCUCUUCUCUCUCCCUCUCCCUCCGAGGGAGAGUGCUCGUGUUUCGUCACUCCUCCCGCUUCCUUGCCCCACACUCAGAUCCGCGGCCGUUUCCCGAUCCCCGCACCUCGCGCGGCGAGGGGCAUCUCGAACCCAAAGCGCGCACGCGCCUGGCGGCCGGCGAGCACCGAGCACGCCUCCUCCCGCUGAACACGGGACCACCUCGGGGGGAUUUUUUUUUUCUUCUCCGCGGCCGUCUUCCUGCUCGUCCCCUCUGGUGGGCCGGCGCGGAGCGAAGCGAAGGUCCGCCCGUGCUUGGAUUGAUUUCUUCGUUCGUUGUGGUUAGAGGCACAUGGUUUGUUCUGGCUGAAGCUGGUGGUACAUGUGAAUAGCAGGGCCCAUCUUCUGUCUCUGCUUUUGCUUCUAAGCAAUGGCCAAUGUAAGCAAACACCUGCAAUCUUCAAGCACAGCAGGAAAUGACAGGAAGUACCAGGGCACAUUGGUUGCUUCUCCACCAAAACCCAUUUCACCUAAGUGCAUGAAUCGCAUUGUGCCAUCGAGGCAACUGAUAUUGGGUGGUGAUUCACUAGGCCAUGUGGCAUCAUUUCUGCUUAAGGUUGUUGUUCUUGAGGCAGUAAGAAGAGUUUCUAAAGCAAGAUGCCCUUUCAUAUGGAAUUCUGUUCAAGCAUUGCAAAUUCUUGUGUAUCCUCCAUUUAGCUGGAUUCAACGAUGGGCACCACUCAAAUUUAUUGUGCAAGGAAUUCAGAAACUAUCCAUGCCACUGUUGUUUCUGUCAGUCACAACGACAUUGAGUGAGCGGUCUUCUAAGCGUGAUGAUGAACCGGAUAGCAAUACCAAUACAGAACAUUCUGAGACACCUUCUGAAGCAAAUGAAUCGGCAUCAACUUUUAGCACAAGGGAUGUUUCUGAUGGCACAAAGGAAAUCGUGCAAGAGAAUUGGCUUGUGUUACUUUUCAGAGAACUUGAGAAGCAAGGCAUCACUUUGCCUGAGAGGUUCACAGAAGAUGAGUUACGCAGAUUUUAUGUCGCGGCAAAUGGUGACUUUUCAAGUUUACUCUCUUUGGUUAAGAAGACAAUUCGUUGGAGGGAAACGUUUCACAUACUUACAUUGCAAGAACUUGAUAAGUGGUCUCACUUAGUCUUUUGGCAUGGAUUUGAUACAAUGCUUCGGCCUUGUUUAGUAAUUCGUCUUGGACUUGCAUGCUCUAGUAUACCACCUCGUGAUAGACCUCGUUUUGGCCAAGCAGUAGUUUCUCAAAUUGACCAUGGUGUUGUCAAUUUGAUCAAUGAUGAAGAUCCAAGAAUUACUGUUUUGCUGGAUUGCCAUGGGAUUUCUCCAUUCAGAUUUCCGAUGCAAAUGAUGAGGUCAUUUAUCACUGUAGUUCAAGAAAACUACCCAAAUCGUCUUGGGGUAUUGUUUGUCGUCCGCCUUCCUCCAGUUGUCAGAGUUAUCGCACAGACAUUUCUUCAAGUAUUGAAACCAACUACAAAGCAGAAGUUGCGUUUCGAGGGAGAUUCAUACAAGAAGACAUUGGCAGAGUUCUUGCAGGUUGUGCCCGCAUUUCUAGGCGGCAAAUGCAGCUGCCCGCAAUGUGAGAAACCUCGUGAUAGGUCAGUAAUACAGGCAGGGGAAGGGAGCAAGAGCCAACAUCAGCUUAUCAGUGUUGAUGAUGGAUCACCUGUUACAGAUUUCGACUUUGAUGAAGCAGAGAUCCUAUCACCUUACAGUUGUGAGAACACCAUCAGGGCCGCGAUAAUUGGCCUGCUGAUGGUAUGCAUCUUCAUCGCGUUUCUGGCUGGGAUGAAUGAUCCGACUUCGGUUCCGUCCAGUGCCUGAGUUAUGGAGUCGCCUGCUCUCCUGUAGUAGAGCUUAGAGAUUGUCAGCUGUGUAAUAGAGUAUAUAUACAUGUGUUGCUGAUAGAAUGCUAGGGUCUUGUUUUUCUUGUCAAUCUAUCCUCGGUUGUCUCCAGACCGGCGUAUAGUGCUUUGGAUUCCACCAAUGUGAGUGCAGAUGAAUAAUAUCCUGUGUUUGUCAAAUGUUGGUGGUUCGCACUUUAGAAGCCC